AUGAUAAAGAAAGACAGGUAUCUAUCGGUUACGAUAACGCGUAUCUUUAUGAAAUUUAUUGGCUUUUGGUACGUUGAAACUUGGCGGGAACAAAUGUUCCUUCACUUAGCCCUUUGCUAUGCUGUUCUAGCAAUUUGCUUUGCAAUUUGUGUAGAAGUCGUUGACCUCUAUCAUUGUAUAGGUGACUUUUACGCAUUAACUUAUAAUUUGUGUGCGACGAUGCUUUUGAUCAUGAUACUCGUGAAAUUUGGCAAUUUUAUAUAUUAUCGUAGUAUCGUUUUAAAGCUGAUACGUUACGCCGAGGAUAAUUUUUGGAAAAUAGAAUACGAUAAGAUCAGUGCAAAAAUAUUAGAGGAAUAUGACAAACGUGGUGUAUUCAUGACAUAUUCAUUUACCUUGAUCGUUCAAUUGGCAUCUUUUAAUUACAUCUUUGCACCUUUAUUCGAAAAUAUUGGAAGAAACGAGACGGACCGUGUGUUGCCUUUUAAAUUGUGGGUUAAUUUACCAAUUAAAAUGACACCUUAUUACGAGAUAACAUAUACCAUUCAGGCUGCUGAAGUGUUAGUAAGAAAAUGCAUAUUCGCCAUUUACUUCACCGGAAGCCUUUCCCAGCUCCUUAUAUACACUUGGACGUGCAACGAUAUAAUAGUGCAAAGUUCAGAACUCUCAGAAGCAGUGUAUAACUCUCGUUGGUAUCUUGUGCCAAACGAGGGAAAAGGGAAAGCGUUAAAAUACGGUGUAAGCAUGAUCAUGCUUAGGUCACGUCGGCCGUGUGUCUUGACGGCUGGUGGAUUCGCAAUAAUGUCCUUGGAAACCUUUACUGGGAUACUGAGCACGUCGAUGUCAUAUUUCACUUUAUUAAGACAAAUGAGCGAAGAGAAAUAAUAAUCUUAAGGUAUAAUGUAAAUUUAUAAGAUUGAUGAUUGAAAUAUCUGUGACGAAAAGGAAAUAAACAGGGAAAGGAAUAAUACUAAUUAUAAUAAUGAUAAUAAUAA
Molecule: messenger RNA, 995 nt
Organism: Vespa mandarinia (Asian giant hornet)
Lineage: Eukaryota; Metazoa; Arthropoda; Insecta; Hymenoptera; Vespidae
Product: 4-vinylanisole receptor-like
Biological process (GO): sensory perception of smell; detection of chemical stimulus involved in sensory perception of smell
Cellular component (GO): plasma membrane
Molecular function (GO): olfactory receptor activity; odorant binding
Source: RefSeq, a predicted model, not a curated record